This is a messenger RNA of Lytechinus variegatus (green sea urchin), 4275 nucleotides long. RefSeq lists its product as uncharacterized. The record is from RefSeq and is a predicted model, not a curated record. The transcript is spliced from 6 exons. Lineage: Eukaryota; Metazoa; Echinodermata; Echinoidea; Temnopleuroida; Toxopneustidae. Bases 104 to 2170 code for a protein of 688 amino acids.
GAUUGCUCAAAAAGUGUUUUUUUUUUUUCGACAGAGACAGGGUGUACCGGUAUUUGCUACAUCUACAGACGGUUUCCUGAUAAAGAGAGUUAAUCUGACAUGCAUGAUGAGAAGAACUAGGAAAUCUUCUCGUGAUAGCUCUCAGGACUCUCCUGUGACUGACAAUGAGCGAGACAUCAUCUGGGGGGAUUCCCCUCCUCCCAGGCGGAUCUGUCUGUCAACUACGCCAGGGCGCAGGGUAACAAGAGCUAGUGCUGCUGAACAAGAUUUGACAGAUCUCAUUGAGUGCAUGCAUCCUAAGGAAAACAAAGAAUCCAGCACCCCACCUCUACUUGGUUUGUGGAUGAGGAAUAGACAGGAACCGGACUCAGAGAAGAAGAAACGUCGGCCUGCGAGACUUGCAAGAAGAACUACCGGAAGGAAGCUUUCCAGGAUAGGCCUAGACAAAGGUGUCUUGGAUGAUCUGCGUAUGUUGACAGAAUGGACAGGCAACCUUGUGGCUGUUGGGGAACACUCUGAACAUCCUGCAGAAGAUAGUGAAGCUGUGACAACGGAAGGUGCAACUGAUCCUGACGGUGGUGGGGAUGCUGAAGCUAUGGAGUGUGACAACCUAGAAGAUCUCUUUGCUGAUGAUGAUUUAACCGACAACGUGGACGGCAGUAACAUGGAGACCAGACAAGCGAUGAAGGAGAGAAGGAAGAGUUCAAAUCGCUCUUUCUCCAAUGACUUCUGGGACAGUGAUGACUGGGAUGAUGAGGAUUCCAUCAUCAGAAUAGCCACUCAAGUGGAAAAGGAAGCAUUGACUCAGCGGAUGCAGCAGAAGAAUGGUAACAUCAAAUCCCCAUUCUUGGAUGCUGAUAUGGUAUCCCCUUCUCAGAAUGGAUUAACAGUUAAUGUCCAAAGCAAGAUGUGCCAAAAUGUUAAUCAAAGUGUCCUUAAUAAUGGGAACUUUCAAAGCAAAACUACUGGUCAUGUAAAGACAACUGGGAAACUGAAUAAUGGAAGUUCUGUGACCAGAGGUGCAACAGGUGUGUCAAAACCUUCACUGACAACUCUAUCAAAAGCACAGGUCCCUGUCUCUACAAACCAUACAUACCCUCAAAGGGGAUCACAGAAGCCAUCUCAGAAACCAACAACCAUGCCUUACAGGAAAGGCCAGAUGCAUACUUCCAGAUCUCAUACAUCAACUUCUUACUCGAAGGCAGUACCUACUAUAACUAAACCAAAUACAUCAACUCAUCAUAGUGCAAAAUCUUUCAGCAACGUGAAGCCAUUGGGUACAAAAAACAAUGCCCACACUAAUGCCAAUGUGAAUAUAUCAACUGGAUCAAUACAGAAGGUCCCUGCCAAAGCAUCUUUUCCUCCCCCAGUCUCAAGGACUGCUCCUCAGCAUGCUGUUGGGCAUACAGUAACUGCUAUGGCACAGGCUGGUAAUCGCUACACCACUUGCAAUAAGUUGCCACAAGCUCCUGCAAGAGUUCCUCCAAUGAGUGAUGCCCUAAGUGCAGCUUCGGUCAAAGGUCAAACUUUCAAUGACAGUCUGGAUGAUUUGUUUGCUGGUGACAACAGCCUGCCUGAUGACAUGCUUCUAGCUCUUCUAGAUAACGAUUCUGACUUUGAAGAAUACUCCAAGAAAGCCCCAUCAACCGUUCCUGUCGGGUCCAACAACAGUACUCAGAAGCAAUUUCUAGGAAAUUCUAGUGGAAACAGUUUAGCUGCUUCAUGUAAACCCACAACGAGCAAGCCACAAAUGCAUUCAAUGAGCACUAGAGCUCAGUAUUCUUCAGGAACAUCCUCAAAAUCAAAAGGCACUAAUUCUUACACAUCUAACAAGUACUAUGCCAAAGGUCCUACACCGAAGAAUUUACCACAAACAUCCACAACUCAAGCUGUAGGAACAACACACUCAAGGUUAACCAGAUCAGCUGCUCAAAGUCCUGUAACUAGACAGACCACUAAUCACCAGACUGCAAUAUUGGAAGUGAAGAAUGCCGGUGUGGAACCUGCUGUACAGGGCCGAAGGAGCCUUUCUCAACCGGUCCCACCACCUGUGAAGGAAGGUGGCACAACAGUCCAGAGGUGCUGCAGUCAACAGGAGAUAGAGCAGAAGAGACAGGCAGCUCUGGCCAAGCGCAAGAAAAGCAAGCUUCGGGUUAGUCCCAUUACCUAACAGACAAUGUUGUGAUUCAGUCGUAUGGAUAAAUUGAAUGUUUAGCUGAACAAAGAACUGGCAAAGAAACUGGAUUUAUUUUCAUAGACUGAACAUUUUGUAUGCAUCAUCAGAAAAUUUCUUAUAGUUUGUGUGUACAUUUGCUUCUUGAUUUUGUCAUUACUGAUGGAAAAAUGGGAUUUUGGAAAAGAAAUCCUUAAUUGUUUCUCGGAAGUUCUUAUAUCAUUCUGUAAUGUAUCAUUUUGAGUAACAUUGUUUUUUAUAUUGAGGUAGCGUAGGCAAAUUUUUCAUGAAAAGUACCAGUGAAUAAAAAGUGAGGUAUAUUUCAUUAAGUUAUUCAAGAUUUUAAUAAAUGCAUCCUAUUGAUUUGCUAAAAUUUCUUAUAAUUUCAUCAGAAUAGUUUAGUCUAUUACUUGAAAAUAAUGUAGAUUUUUGUUAAAUGCUGGAAGACUUGUGAUUAUAAUGUUUAUUUUCAAUAGUUGACAAGACGAAUGCAGUUAAUAAGUAGUUGAUGAAAUGUUAAUUAAAAAUGCUGAAACUAUGUAGAAAUGAAAGAUAUCUGAUUAUAUAUUUUGUAGUUACAUGUACACAGGUUUAUUUUAAUUUGGAUCAUGGAAAGAAUUUGUUGUAUUAAAAAGAUAAUAGAGUGAAUCAUGAGUCAGUUCUUCAUAAAUACAUACAUGCUUAUGUAUUUAAACUAUUUGCUUGUCAUUUCUUUGGUUUAUUUCUUUUAUAUUCAUCAUAUUGCUUAUCUCUACUGCAGUAUUAAGUGCCUACUUCCAGCUCUAAAGAAUAAAAACAUGAAUAGCAAACAUAUUUUGGGAUCUUCCUAUGAAAGAGCAAUCAAUACCUGUAUGUUGUAUGGAUGAAGGUGUACAGGGAAAUGCACAUUGCAGUUUAGUGCGAUGAUUUUGUUGUUGAAUAGUUUACAAACGUGAACUAGUUUCUUAAAGCAAAUUAUCAAAAAUAAAACUUUAACUUUUCAAUAUUUGGACAGAAGUGUUUUCCUCAUGUUUCAGAAAAGAAAUGAUUAAGUUCUAAUAAGUAUCAUAGCUCUGCUAUCUAGGCCUUUUUAAUUUUUUUGCAUAAAAUUUAUUCUACUGAAUUAAUUUAAGUGUUUGUUUUAUCUAUUGAAUGUGUGAAAAAAAACUGUGGCAUCUACAAAAAUUGAUAAUUGUAAGCAGAGGUAAUUUUGUAUCUGCUUUAUACUUGGAAAAGAAAUAGUUAAAUUCUAAUAUGUAGUGUAGGUCAUAGCACAGCAAUCAAGAGGUAUUUUUACCAUGAGAUUUUAUUUAACCAAGUUUACAUGUAUUUCAUCCAAAAAUCUGUUGAUGUCUGCAAAAACUAGUGUAGAAACUAGACAUUGAUAAACAUGAGCAGAGGCUAUUUCAUAUCUGUUCAAUAUGACUUUUCAUUGAGAAGUACUUUUUUUUCAUUCUUUUUUGUUUGUUCUGUGGACUAGAAAUGAUUAUAUAUAUUGUAAAACCUCAUUUUAUUGGUUUAAAGCAAUCAUAUAUACAUUUAUGAUUAUAAAAAAAAACAGUUUUGCUAUUUAUCCAAGACAUGUUUGACACUGCACUGAUAUUAUCAAUUUAGCUCAUGAUGUUGCUACCUAUUAUUAUUAUUAUUGUGAAAAUUUUCUUCAUGCUUUUGAUGAUCUCAUUUGUAAAUUUAUAUAAAAGGAAAUAAUUGUUGGUUACUACGUCACUCAUUUUUAAUUGUCAGUUGUCCCAACAUACAUAGCUUAUUACUAAUAUAUGAUGUCAUCUUAUGUAAUAUGUGGAUCCUUUCAAGUUGUACAGUUCCUUAUUAUUCAUCUAAUAACGCUCUUUCUAUAUACAUUUAAAUUGAGAAUCACAUAUGUCAUAUGUCUACAUAAAUAGUGCUUUCUCAUAUUCCACUACCUUAGCAUGCCACGUAAUUUUAAACUUGGUGUUUCACAAAUAAUUAAGUGUGACUUUAAUAUGAGUCAGGCUAAGGCCUAAAUGCUGACGUGCAUAUGCGGUCUAUUGCUUAGAGCGUUGGACUCUUAAUCAUAGGGUUGUGAGUUAAUAAUAAUAGGCAUUUAUAUAGCGCCAUCUAUCUAGAAAUAUUCUAUUCUGAGG